Messenger RNA from Colossoma macropomum (tambaqui), 984 nucleotides. RefSeq names its product serine/threonine-protein kinase pim-1-like. The record is from RefSeq and is a predicted model, not a curated record. The transcript has 7 exons. Gene Ontology annotation, cellular component: cytoplasm. The coding region runs from base 1 to 984 and encodes 327 amino acids. Lineage: Eukaryota; Metazoa; Chordata; Actinopteri; Characiformes; Serrasalmidae. Gene Ontology annotation, molecular function: ATP binding; protein serine/threonine kinase activity. Gene Ontology annotation, biological process: negative regulation of apoptotic process; regulation of mitotic cell cycle; protein autophosphorylation.
AUGGGAAGAGAAGCUCCUCAAGGAAAGAAGAAGAGAACUGAGGAGGGAUACAGCCAGAGUGUCGAGGAGGAAACAAGCAAGGUUCCUAACACUGAAGCUCCAGCAGGGAAGAAGAGAAAAGGGGCUGGGAACCGGAAGAGAACGACAAAGAGACAGGAUAAAGCCACCGAGUCAGACACCUUUGACUCCCACUAUGUGGUUGGAGACAAACUGGGUGAAGGAGGCUGUGGAUCUGUCUUCGAAGGAAGACGCGUUUCUGAUGGCCUACAGGUGGCCAUCAAAUUUGUCUCAAAACGGGAAACAGACCGAUAUCUCUACAGCCCUGAUGAGUCCAAGGUCGUGCCUGUGGAAGUGGCCCUGAUGCAGAUGACGAGCCAAUUGCCCAUCUGCAAGAACAUAGUACAGCUCAUCAAGUGGUUUGACAAGGCUGAGGGAUACAUCCUGAUCCUGGAGCGCCCUGACCCUUGCGUGGACUUGGAGAGUUUCCUGAAAAGCCUCGGAAAUUGCGUGGAAGAAGAGACGGCCCGAGCCAUAAUGGUCCAAGCAGUGGAGGCAGUGAGCCAGUGCAGUACGCAAGGCGUCCUGCAUCGGGACAUCAAAUUGGAGAACUUCCUGAUCAACACAGACACCUCAGAGGUCAAACUUAUUGACUUUGGCUGUGGUGACCUGAUGAAGACAACAGAGUAUGACAGAUACACAGGCACUGUUCAAUACUGCCCUCCUGAAGUUUCUGUCAGUGGGACGUAUCACGCUGGUCCUGCAACAGUGUGGUCACUUGGUGUCCUGCUGUUUAGGAUGGUUUGUGGAUACCUUCCCUUUGCUGACGAUGAGGAGGCCAUAAUAGGGAUUCUGGACUUCAAAGACGGCCUGUCUAAGGAAUGCUGUAGUCUGAUUGUCUGGUGCCUGAAGUGCUUUCCAUCCCAGCGGCCUAGUUUGCAGCAGAUCAUGCAGCAUGAGUGGUUCCAGUGCACCAUCCAGGCCUAG